AUGGUUCCUGCAUUGCGAAAGAUCCUAAUCAUAAACCCAAACUCAACAAGAGCCAUGACGAAUGCGCUCAAGCCGUUGGUUGACUCUCUAGGCUACUCAUCGACACAACAUACCUACUUCACGGCACCUUCAGGACCGGAAUCUAUCAACAAUGAAGACGACGCAGCCGAAUCAGCAAGACAUUGCCUAGAACCUCUUCUUCCGCUACUCGAAACGCACGACGCUUUCCUUGUCUGCUGCUACUCGGCACAUCCGCUUGUUGGGCAGCUCAAAGCAAGACCUGAAAUUGCUGGUCGUCGCAAACCGGUCACUGGUAUCUUUGAAGCGUCAGUCAGUAGCAGUCUACAAGCCAUCGGACCCGGCGAACGAUUCGGUAUUGUGAGCACGGGUAGGGUGUGGGAAGCAACUUUGCGCGAAGCUGUAGACAACUAUCUUGGUGUCGAGGACAAUACUGAGGGCAGCGCAGCAUUCGCGGGAGUGCAAACCACAGGUCUCAAUGCCACAGAGUUGCACGAGACACCUCCUACUGAAGUUCGUAGCCGCAUGAAGAAGGCAGUCGCAAGGUUAUUGGUUGAUGAUGCGGGAGGUCCGGUCGGAGCGGUGUGUCUAGGAUGUGCAGGUAUGGCAGGAUUUGAUGACAUGGUCAGAGAGGCAGCUAUCGAAACACUGGGUCAUAGCCAGGGAUCGAAAGUCCGCAUCGUUGACGGCGUUGUUGCUGGUGUUGCAUGGCUCGAAGGUGCUCUGCGGUCAGGCAUGUAG
Molecule: messenger RNA, 759 nt
Organism: Aureobasidium subglaciale EXF-2481
Lineage: Eukaryota; Fungi; Ascomycota; Dothideomycetes; Dothideales; Saccotheciaceae
Exons: 2
Coding region: 1-759 (252 amino acids)
Source: RefSeq, a predicted model, not a curated record